CAGCUCUAGGCACUGGAGAGCUACCCUCAGCAUCCCAAGAUCACCGGUCCUCUGCCGUCUGAUUCCCUUGGUCCCGAGAUACCAAAGCAGACAUGGUACCCUGGCUGCUCCUGCUCUUGGCCGCCCUCCCUGUCUCAGGGGAGGAUGACCUGAAGCCCAGGAACAUGCUGCCUGGCUGCCCAGACAUUGUCUCGAGGUCUGAAUGGCGGGCCCUGCCCUCUCAGUGCCUGAGACCCCUGAACCUGCCGGUGGACUUCGUGGUGGUGACUCAAACAGCUGGCAACCCCUGCUUUUCCCCCUCAGACUGUGAACAGCAGAUAAGAAACAUCCAAGUUGACCAUGUCCAAAUACAGGGUUUCUGUGACAUCUCGUACAACUUCUUGAUUGGGGAAGAUGGGCUCAUCUACGAGGGGCGAGGGUGGUCCACCACAGGACAGCACUCAGAUGCCACCUGGAAUUCCAUCUCCCUGGGGAUCGGCUUCAUCGGCAACUUCAGGAAUCGAGCCCCUGCUCCCCGAGCCAUCCGGGCCAUACAGAGCCUCCUUCGCUGUGGCACACAGCACGGUGUGCUCUCAUCUCAAUACAUGAUCCGGACACCGCAGGGCGAGCAGCAAAGGGCUGCAGACAGGCUCUACAGAGAACUGCGGAAGCUGCCCCAUUAUUAAGGGCGAGAGGCCUGUGGGAGCCCGGGCCAUCGCAGCCAACCACCUACCCUUGCCUCCAGUGUCCACGGCCGGCAGGCCGCCCCUCCCCAGUAUCCCCGAAUAAAGCUGCCGAGACCCUG
Molecule: messenger RNA, 784 nt
Organism: Phascolarctos cinereus (koala)
Lineage: Eukaryota; Metazoa; Chordata; Mammalia; Diprotodontia; Phascolarctidae
Gene: PGLYRP1
Product: peptidoglycan recognition protein 1
Biological process (GO): detection of bacterium; peptidoglycan catabolic process; defense response to Gram-positive bacterium
Molecular function (GO): zinc ion binding; N-acetylmuramoyl-L-alanine amidase activity; peptidoglycan binding
Source: RefSeq, a predicted model, not a curated record